Messenger RNA from Abrus precatorius (Indian licorice), 1284 nucleotides. Its product is annotated as proteasome subunit beta type-1. The record is from RefSeq and is a predicted model, not a curated record. Lineage: Eukaryota; Viridiplantae; Streptophyta; Magnoliopsida; Fabales; Fabaceae. The transcript is spliced from 7 exons. Bases 120 to 791 code for a protein of 223 amino acids. Gene Ontology annotation, cellular component: proteasome core complex.
ACAGAUCUUAAAGUGUAGAGUGAAAGAAAGCGAAGGGAAACAAAACAAAACAAAACCUUGCUCUUUCUCACGCCCUACUCUUCCUUCUUCGUUUUCUCUGUUCUCCACUUUCAUUAACCAUGACAAAGCAACAUGCUAACUGGUCUCCUUACGAUAACAAUGGAGGAUCGUGUGUUGCAAUUGCUGGAGCGGAUUACUGUGUGGUCGCUGCGGAUACGAGGAUGUCUACCGGUUACAACAUCCUUACUCGCGAUUACUCCAAAAUCUCCCAACUAGCUGAGAAGUCUGUGAUGGCUUCUUCUGGUUUUCAAGCUGAUGUAAAAGCUUUGCAGAAGGUUUUGUCUGCUAGGCAUUUGAUUUAUCAGCAUCAACACAACAAGCAAAUGAGCUGCCCUGCAAUGGCUCAGUUGCUUUCAAACACUCUUUAUUACAAACGUUUCUUUCCCUAUUAUGCUUUCAAUGUUUUGGGUGGCCUUGACAAUGAAGGAAAGGGAUGUGUCUUCACAUAUGAUGCUGUUGGUUCCUAUGAGAGGGUUGGAUAUAGCUCUCAGGGUUCUGGAUCCACACUCAUUAUGCCAUUUCUUGAUAACCAGCUGAAGUCUCCCAGCCCACUUCUCUUACCUGCCAAGGAUGCUGUUACUCCAUUGUCUGAAACAGAAGCAGUUGAUCUGGUCAAAACUGUUUUUGCGUCUGCAACUGAGAGAGAUAUAUACACUGGAGAUAAGGUUGAAAUUGUCAUCCUAAAUGCUAGUGGUAUUCGUCGGGAAUACAUGGACCUAAGGAAAGAUUGAUGCUUUAGACAUAAAUUUGUGGUUGGAGAUGCCAGACUGGGAUUGUGAAUGUUUGAAAUGCUUCUAGUACUUUGAUUGAUAUGGUGGGUUUUUCCCACGAGGCGAAAUUUGGAAUAGCAUUUCCAGUGAAAUUGGUUUGAACAAGUACUAGUCUGUUAACAUCGUAACUAGACUAUGUUUAUGCAAUAUGAAUUAUUUUGGCAAGUGCUUACCGGCUUAAUUAUGUGGAGAAGUAUGUAUUUUAAUUUACUUGGGGAAUCAAUGGCAUAAAAUCCCAAGUUUUAGAUUUCCUUGAUAUUAAUCCAUAGCGUUAUAUAUUAUUCUGUGUGCAACAAAAUGAUUUGUAGCUGCGUUGACAAACAUCUAUGUCCAGUUUAGUGUGUGAAGUGGCUUAAGAUAAUGUGGUGUGUUUAGCGUGCUUUUCUAUUCUGUUCUAAAUUGUUCAAUUGUUUUGUCUUUUGUUCAUGAUGCUAAAUAUACAUGCAUUUCAUUG